UUAAUUUCUUCUGAUCCCUUCAUCUUUUUUCUUACUUGCCUCUGUCUUAGUUUAACCCUUUCUUCUUCGUUCUUCAUUAUUGUCUCCUUUUUCUUUCCUCAUUUCCCACAUCUUUUACCUCUUUCUUUUAUUGAUUUUCUUUUAAUCCGUUCACCUUCUUAUUUUUUACUUUAUGUUUUUCGUUUUUCCCCUUUUCUUUCAUCUUAAUUUCUAAUGGGUGGGGGCUUCUUAGAUUUUGCCAUUGUUGCUUCAGUUGGUAGAGCCAUUACCACGAUGGAAGCAAACGUUGCUGCUGGUAGUAAUUUUGAUAUUCUUUCUACUGGAUCUCUUGUCUGUCCUCCUUCCACUGUUGUCGGACCCUUUGACUCCUCUAUCCACUUAAAUAGGUGUUUCUUCCUCCAAGUUUAUUAUUUUGAUAUCUUCCAUUUCCCUCGCAUUGGUGAUGAAAGGUUUUUGGUGAUGGGGGCUUCUUGGCAUGUGGAGAGGGACCUCGUGAUUCCUCUUUUUCUGACUAAGGUUCCCAUUAUUUUUCCCUCUCUUUCAAAAGAAGAGAAGGUUGGUUUUGAAUUGGGUUUGGCGAAGGUUUUUAGUAGCAAAGAUAAGGUUUCUUGGGUUACCAGUAAUCGUGAUGUUAAUGAGAUAUGGGAGAUUUAUCACAGGAACCUGAUAGACCUGCAUGUUUUUGCCCCGUAGCAUCCUCUAGGUCACACAGCUUACCAAUGCCUUCCAUCUAACAUGUGUGUUUGUAAGGACCAGUUUGUUUGUGGUUUGUGUUUUCCUCUGCAUCCCUUUAUUACUAAGAUCUAUGAUGAGUUUUCCAUUAGCUUGUGUCAAUUGGCUUCUUGGACUGUUGCCUAUAUUGUUGCUUUUAUUGUGUAGUGUUAUUUGCUUAAAAUUACUCCUACUUGGGAAUUGUUUUGUUUCUUUUUUCAUCUGAAGAUUGCCUAGCCUAUCGGUAGUUGGUACUACUUUUCUCGUAGAGUGUUGGAGUUCCAAGGUGUUGAUGAUAAGAAGCGUCGUCAUGGUAACGUUGUUUUGAUUGACCCUUUGCCUAGUUUUGAUUCUAACAAUUGGCAUAUGAGGUUUUUCUUUCUAAGCACUCCAAAGGAUGUUGAUUUUCUUGCAAUUUGGAGGUUUUUGUGGACCACUAUUGCUAAAGUUCUUCUUUCUGUUGAUGAUUAUAAGGCUAUUAACAAUUUGUUACGAAGCCUUCUAUGAGCUUUGCAAAAUUGAUUACCCAAAGAAACUUGAUUGAUUUUGGUGUUUGGGUUCUCGGCUCUUGUAAUUCUGAUUUUUUGGUUCCCUUGGUUCCCCUUGGUUUCUAAGCUUCUACGAAACCUAAGUAUCCUUUGGAAAGGAAGGUUGGAGAAGGAAGCUUUACUACUGUUUUCGAGCCUUUUCUUAUUAUUGCAGGUGUCUUCAUCUUCCCUCUUUAUUUCUUGCUAGUUUUUGCUUGUUUGUUCUUGCCAUUCAUGUCUUUUGUUGGCAUAGGUGGCAUGGAUACCUUAGUCACUUUAAGUCAAUUUGCUAAGGUUGAGAAGAUUUCGAAAGAAACUAAAGGAGUUGCUUCUUGAAAGGUGUUGUACCUAUGAUUUUGAUGAUUUCAAAAUAGAUUUGAGUGACAAAU
This is a messenger RNA of Rubroshorea leprosula, 1627 nucleotides long. Lineage: Eukaryota; Viridiplantae; Streptophyta; Magnoliopsida; Malvales; Dipterocarpaceae. The record is from the annotation of a GenBank genome assembly.